Messenger RNA from Aureobasidium uvarum, 1845 nucleotides. The record is from the annotation of a GenBank genome assembly. Lineage: Eukaryota; Fungi; Ascomycota; Dothideomycetes; Dothideales; Saccotheciaceae.
AUGCAUGCUUCAGCAACGUUGGUGCAUAACCUCAAUGCUCACACCGAUGAAGUCGCACGCCUAUCAUUCUCUCCAGACGGAAAAACACUAGCAGCCAAUGACGACUCAACAAUAACACUAUGGGAUCUCGAUACAGGAUCUCUUCGAAGCAAAUCCGAACCUGUGGACGACAUGUUUUUCGGCAUGGCUUUUUCGCCGGAUGGCAAAUGGAUAGCGGCUGCUUCUGAUGAAGGACAUGGUCGGAUUUGGAGUGUAGGAACGGGACAGUUGGUGCAUACUGUUAGUGUUGAGGAUGAACGAAUGUUGUCGGUGGUGUUUGACAAGGAGAGCAAGGUGCUUGUCACUGGAUCUGAAGUCUUGCGGGUUUGGGAUGUGGAGACUGGNGGGUUGCUGCGUGAACUCUCGGAUCCAGGUGUUCACCCCGCGUCUAUCACAUCAAUGAUGGAGGAAAGGGAGUACCCCGCAGAAAUCGUCACGGUCGAGUUCUCGGCGGACGGCAAAUGGUUGGUCUCUGGCUGUCCAAAUGCAUCUAUAGUGUGUAUCUGGAACACGCAAACAUGGAGGCUGGAGCGCACGAUUCGAGGAUACUAUGCAUUCUUCUCGCCCGGCGGUGGGCAUCUAGCAGUCCCGAUCGAUGAGCACCAUGUCAUUCAGGUAUACGAGACACUUACCUGGCAACUACAAAGCACCCUCAAGGAUGAAGUAGACGAACUCUUCUCGAGCACAUUCUCGCCUGAUAGCAAACUCGUCGCUACAUGGUCAGACCGCCAGAUAAAGCUAUGGUGUGUCAAGACUGGCGAAGUUGUCAGAACAAUCGAAGAUNNCGCCGAAAAGGUUCCAUCGAAGAUCCUCGAGAGGAGAGCUUCUGCACUUUUCUUCUCACCUGAUGGAAGAAUCUUGAUUACAGGUGCAGAAAAGUGUGAGCUUAGGGUUUGGGAUGUCGAAGAUAGGAACUACCCCGAGGAUGAAUAUGACCAAGACGAGGAAGACUAUGAUGAUGAAAACGAACCCGAGCCCGAACCAGCACCAAUCAGACCAGCUCCAGCUCCCACAACCACAGCACCUCCCAUCACAAACCCCAAAGACCUAGUCAACCAAAUUCACAUCCACCAAAGCAACAACAAAAACAGUAUUGCCAAAGAUACUUUUUACCUGGUCCAGAUCCGGUUACUCAUACCAGACUUGCCGGUUGCCAUAACCCGCGUCCUCCACGUGCCAGCCAUCCUCCUCUUCGAACAAUUCUCCGAUGCCAUCAUCACCGCCAUGGACUGGAACGGCAGCCACCUCUGGAAAUUCACCCUCGAGCAAAAACCAAAAUCUCCCACUACCGCAAAACUUAUGAAUCCUUUUCCAGACCAAGGCCGAGAGAUUUGCAAUGUCAGGGAUUCGGGACUUGGUCGUGAUGGUCCAGGUCUACACAAUCUGGGCCCUGUGAACCCGUCCAAAGACUUGGAUAGCAAAAAAGUGCGGCUUAUGGAUGUUUGGAAUUCGACGCAGGUUCCCGAGGUUAGAGCGCUCAAGAUGUUUUAUACGUAUGAUUGCUAUGGGGACCCUUGGUAUACAUCUGUUACGUUCAUGAGUGUCGUGGAACAAGGGUUGCAAGCUGCAGAGCUUGGGCUUAGGGUGAAGAGAAGACAGGCUGUUUGGUGCGUGAGUGGCUCGGGGGCGAGUAUGCCAGAAGACAUGCCAGAGGAAGAGAUGGAGGAGUGGGAAGAGGAGACUAAUAAACACGAGUGGGACAUUGGGCGUGUUAAUGGGCAGUUGGCUGAGGUGAAGGUUAGAGAGGCGUCGUCCUACCAACACGUUCUGCAGACCAUCAGGCGUAGUCCAUCAUGGGGACCGUAA